AUGGGUGGGGCGAGAUGGCGGGAAGAACUUUGGACAGCGGCAGACCAGAGCUGUGUUUAUCUGGUCAACUGCUUCCCCCAGGACAAAUGGCGCUUGGAAUUCUGCGUGUUAGCAGAGCAUAGCGCACACAUUCGCCUCAUCAACAAGCCAACCCAAGACUGUGACCGUGACAUCGUGGUUACACUGGGAGGUAUAUACAACCUGAGGACCUCAAUACGCCAGGGCUACUCAGAAUGGUCAACAUCCACUCCUAAUAUAUUAUCAAGGGUGGAAAUGCGUGGAUUCUGGGUGGAGGCUCAGAGUGAAUGUGUUGCUGUAGGGAGGGAGAAUGUGGAAGAGCCGAUACUGACGUGGCAUGUCCCUUCGACAUACCAAGUCGAAUACUUCGGCAUCAGCACUGGUCCUGGCACGACCGGAUCUUGGUUUAUCAAAGAGAAGGAUGGAGAAAGAAAACCGCCGCUACCACCACAUGGCAACGGUAAUGGUUACAAAGGGUACGAAGACAGCGGUAGAGAUGAGAAAGAGUCAGAAGACGCUUCUAUAUCUUCAGUGGACGACACUGAAGAAUACCGUGUUAGAUUAUUAAUCUCUGGACAUUUUCAUCCGGACGAAACGCCGAUGUUCAUCAUCCAAGAGUAUGAAGCAGAAUCUGGAGUCUUUGAUGAUCAGAUUGUUGACAUCAAGCGCAUACAAAAGUUGGGAACUUAG
Molecule: messenger RNA, 708 nt
Organism: Homalodisca vitripennis (glassy-winged sharpshooter)
Lineage: Eukaryota; Metazoa; Arthropoda; Insecta; Hemiptera; Cicadellidae
Exons: 5
Coding region: 1-708 (235 amino acids)
Source: RefSeq, a predicted model, not a curated record